AAAAUUGUUUUUAAAUAUAUAUAUAUAUACCAUAUAUACUAAAACAAAUGGAGCAAAAUAUUUUGUUUCGCAAACCAAUGUGUUUAAAAGAUAAACUUUUGCCCUGCAAUCAACUAAAUUGGACAAUUGAUGAAAUUUGUUUUUGAAAUCUAUCACGUUCUGAAUUUUAAGGCACAUACGCGUAACUUCCUGUAUUUUAAACACGUGAGUAUAAAUCAAUUGUCUCCGUCGUGUACCUUGAUAAUACCGACCCGGCGUUUUCGCAGAUUAAUUCGAUCAACGGAAUACUUACGCACAUCCGGUGCGUCAAUCAGGCGGUUCGUUUCAUCAUCCAUCCCCACCAUGAUCUCUACUGGCGUGUACUCUGCUACUUUUCUCUGUCUUCCCCGGCUCGCUGUACUCUCUCCCCGACAUCUUUCCUUCUUCCUCCUGUUGGCGCGCGUCUGCUCUAGUUCACCGAACGGUAGCCGGCUAGCACAGUCAGCCGGCAGUUCUUACCGGACUUUGUCAAGUGUCACUCGUUCUCCUAUCAGGAUCCUCCAGAUGUCUCGAAGAUAUUCGAGUGACACGAUUGAGAUCACGGGACGAUUGCCGGAAGAUCGAUCUUUUCGGAGCGGAUUUCACCAACCAAUUUGAUCCAAGAUCGAUCUUGAGGAUCCAGCGCAUCACUAUAGAGUAGACACGUGUUUGGCCAGGAUGAUGGCGAAAAAGGAGCAACUCCUAUUGUCGUGGUAUCCCGCCGAUUACUUGAACCGCCACGCGAAUUAACAAAUUGAAAUCACCGCUGCGAGCUAUCCAAAGGAGAAGUGAGGGAUCCAGAGACGCAAACGCUUGCAUCAGCGCGAUGAUCGAGGAUUGAUUCAACGAAAGUGUCGAAAGUGAAAUCUCGUCAAUUCGAUGUAGUGUCGCUGAUCGAUAAAGAUCCGGAACUAAGGAACUGCUCUCCUGCAACAGUAGGACAGCUAAAUCUUCAAUAGUUUCGAUAGAAACAAUCUUUCUAUACACAUCGAAUAAAGGAAGAAAGAUAUAUAUGACACUAUUCGAAUUGAAACGGAUUUUCUAUCGAGAGACACGGACUCAGAGAAUCCGAACUUUUAGAGAAAUUGAUAAUUUAGAAAAACUGACAACUUAAAUAAAGGUGUAUCAAUGCAUAGUUUUUAAUUUAAUAAGGGCAUUUACAAAAAGAAAUCUAUGAUUAUUUUCUAACAACAGGAUUUAGAUAUAUUAUUACACGAAUUCUUGACGACAGAUGUGGAAAUAUAUCGUGAGGCACUGAGUCUUGCUUAAAAGCCUUGCACUUGAAGAAUAUUACAAGAUACACAAAACGCACAAGAAUAUUGUAAGAGAUAAGGAAAGAGACAAGAAAAAGAUAAAGGGGAAAGAAUAAAGGAAGAAAUAAGGAAAAAAUACGGGGCGCUCAUUAUCUGACUUUCUUUUUUGCAAGAGAACAGAGAUGAAUUGCACGCAGGAAGACGAGCUUUGGGUAUUUGGAUAUGGGUCACUUUGCUGGAAUCCUGGUUUCUCGUACAUAAGUAGCACAACUGGCUUCGUGAGAGGUUUCAGCAGGCGAUUCUGGCAGGGCAACACCACGCACCGUGGAACGACCGAAAAGCCUGGGCGAGUCGUCACUCUAAUUGAGGACAAAGAGGCUAUGGUGCAUGGACGAGCGUUUCAGCUUCAGGACAGUGCGGCGCUAUCUUAUUUAGAAAACCGCGAAUGCUCCUUAGGAGGAUACCUGAUGACCAUCGCGACGUUUCACAGCCGGGAUGGGAACAGACAAUUUCCAGUGGUAAUUUACAUCGCCACCAGCAAAAACGAGCAGUGGCUCGGCGACGCAUCGUUGCAGACUAUAGCGCACCAAAUCACCGAAUCUUCUGGCUCGAGCGGACAUAACGUCGAGUAUCUCUUACGCUUGGCGGAGUUCAUGCACCGUUAUUUGCCAGAGGCGCACGACGAGCAUCUCUUCACGCUGGAAAUGUUGGUACGCUCGCGAAUAAAGGAGAAGAGCAUGUGCCUGAUGACACUGAUGGGAAAUCGCGACUUCGACAUCGACCUCGACGAGGAUGCUCACGCCGAAUCGGCUGUUCCUAUGGAUCAGGAAGUUAACGGGCGAUCCAGGGAGAACUCUUUCCAGUUUAGCGCGCGGAUUCCGUCCAAGAGCUUGCGUUGCGUAAAAAUGUAGCAAAUUCUCAUGUAGAAAGAGAGAUUGCAGCAAUGUUGUAAAAUGUCCGCCUUCAAAAAUAUUGCAAUGCAGUAUUCACUCUUUAUGACAAUGUUGCUGCAACCUUCUGUGCUGUGUAAGUUAAAAUGCACGAUUGUAUGUUUAAACUUCGAUCGCAUAUCCGUACGUAUGUGAUAACGAAUGACGAAAGCGACAGUUUAUUUUCUUAGAGAAACGUGCAAUUCGAGUACAAAUUUCCAAAUGUAUAUAACGCGAACUAAUAACGAAAUCACAUUCUCGUAGACAUUGCAUGAAUGAACUCGAACUUGAAGAGCAAAUAAUUAUUUAAUGAAAAGCUCAAGGAAAAGAAGCUACGGUCUAAAUUUAAAAGAAUUAAAAGUAAUCAAUUGCAAAUUUCUUCGAGAAUAUAAUCUCACUGUUGAUAUAUGUCUCUCGUUUAGAGGAUAUACGUAUAAACGUAUUUGUGAGACGGCUGUGUUAAUUUUGUAUUACGUAACGUGCUGAACACGUGCACGUGUCUAAAUAAAUUUCUUUAUUUUGUCAACUA
This is a messenger RNA of Monomorium pharaonis (pharaoh ant), 2729 nucleotides long. Its product is annotated as putative glutathione-specific gamma-glutamylcyclotransferase 2. NCBI's taxonomy places the organism in Eukaryota, Metazoa, Arthropoda, Insecta, Hymenoptera, Formicidae. The coding region runs from base 1454 to 2182 and encodes 242 amino acids. The transcript has 4 exons. Gene Ontology annotation, molecular function: gamma-glutamylcyclotransferase activity; glutathione specific gamma-glutamylcyclotransferase activity. The record is from RefSeq and is a predicted model, not a curated record. Gene Ontology annotation, cellular component: cytoplasm. Gene Ontology annotation, biological process: glutathione catabolic process.